AUCACGGGCCUGAACAUAUCACUGAUUUCUUGAACUCAGCUUAGCGUGAAGCAGAACCGAACGGUUCUAGUGACUCUUGGCUAUUACACAGGGAUAAAAUUUAUCGUCGCGUUCGAAAAGUGACAGCCCAUUUAACAGGAAUCGCCGUCAGACAAAGUGCGCACGCAGCGGCGAUUCCGGCUUAUCGAUCGACUAUAAAAUGUCUUGAUCAAGGGUCACUGGCGCGGCUUGAGUUCACCGCCGUGAAAUACGCUUUGAUUUCAAGUUAGAUUCGUGAAUUCUGUGUUUGUAGUUCAAGUCGUUAACGUCAUGGAGGGCGACCCGUCGAAGAAUUCCGAGGAAAACCUGUCUUUCGUGGAUGUAUCGGACGAAGACAGGCAGUUACUCGAGGAGAAGGCAGAAAUCGUCAGGGGAUUUCUUCAAGAGAGAGAAAUUAUCGAACGCGCCCACGAAGAUGAGAAAGACGAAAUGCGAUUUGCGUUCGAAGCGGAGAAGGAAAAUAUGAGAAAAGCGUUCGAGUGCGAGAAGGAAGAAAUGCGACAGGUUUUCUUGAAAGACAAAGAUAAUAUUCGUUUAGAGUUUCAGGAGGCGAAACAUGUUUUGAAACUGUCAUUCGAUGACGAGAAAUGCGCGCUGAUGAAAUCAUGGGAUCGAGAGAAGGAAAGUCUGGUGGAGAAUUUUAAUAAAGAGAAAAAAGAAAUGAGACUAAAUUUUGAGAGGAUUCUCAGGGAAAAAGAAGAAACUUUCAGAGCUGAAAAAACGGAAAUGGAGGCCAAGAUACGCAAGAAACUGGAGCGAAUCGAAGACGUGGAAAACGAAUUAAAGCGAACACUGUCUGAAGGUUUGGGUGAUCUUGAGAACAUUUACUUCGAGGAAAAUGCGUAUCUCGAGACCGUAUACAACCAUGAGCAACCCGAGGUGGACAUGCACUUCAAAGGGCUCUUAGAUGCGGAGUUGAACGUCGACAGGGACGACUUGAUGAAAUCACUGAACCAGGAAAAGAGCAGAAUGCAGUCGCACUACACUAGUAAACACAAACUAUUGGAGGACCAGUUCGCCUGUGAAAUCAUGGACAUGGAGCAAAGAUUCAAGCAACAGAAGAACGACUUGAUGAACAUUUUUAGGAGAGAAAAAUCAGACAUGGAGGAGACCUUCCGAAAGGAAAAAGAAGAGAUCAGGCGAAAAUUCGAGACGGAAUUUCGACGAAUACUUCAGCAAGAAAGGAUGAAAUUCGAGUCGGAAGUUCAAGGAUACGAACAUGACAUCUCUGUGUUAAAAUAUCAGAAGGAACAGCUGGAGAAAUGUUACUCGUUGGAGAUGCAAACACUGCAGUUAAAAUUCGACCGAGACAGGCUGGAAAUUGAGAAUAAGUUUACAAACGAAAAGAGAGAUCUGAAGAGGAUCUUAAAGGGACAAUACGAGAGAAAAUUGAGCGAUGAUAAAGUUCGACUGGAAUGGUUGCUGGAUCAGUUUCAUCUCAGUGGAGGAACCAGCAGCGAACAUCUUGAUACAUCGCUGAGCUCAAGCUCUGUUUUUUCCGAUUGACUUUAAUUCUUAAUUCUUAAUCCUUUUGAUUUCUCUAGACAAACGAGCGUGGUGUAAAAUACAUGAACAGCCGAAGGGAAGUUUGGAAAUUUAUAAGAUAAUUUGCCUGAAAAGAAAUCGUGACGAACGCUCUGCCAAACCAGUCACAGUCCUUCUUGUAUUGAAUUAUUCAAUUGAGCUUUUUUAUUUCCUACAUGAAGUUGCCGCUGCAUUUGUGUACGAAAAUAUCAAUUGUAAAUAAUCAGAAUGAAAUAUGAAUGUAAUGAAGAUACCUCAAUAAGGCUGGUCGAUAACAAAAGAAACAUUAUUCCAGUAAUAUUAAACAGCAAGAAAGCUAUUAAUAUUUUACGGUUUUCGUAUGGAAUAUAACUCAAGAGAACCACAGUAUAACAACAGAGAUUAAAAUGAAUUUAAGAUGAUGAAGAAAAAGAUAUAUUGUUGGAGUAUUUAGUGAGUCAUGUUCGCUGUAUGAAACUCAAUUUGAACACAGGUAGAAUGGAGCCCAACAAACCAAAGCCAGAGAAAAAUACAGUUUUCCAUUCAAAAUGAAAAAUUUGCUAAUUGGUCUGAGUCAUGUCAUUAAUUUAUAACCGGCGAUCAGGCGUUCUUUCGAAAUACGAAAGCCUGAUCGCAGGUUUUGUCAUUUAGGAAGGCUGGGACAUUUUCUGGAAAGAAAACAUAGCGCUAGCGCUUGUAUCGCGUGACAUUCGCCGUUAGACCACUCGAGCAAGAAAAACAGGUUCUAACCUUCCCACGGGCAUUUUGCCACACGCGAUGUCUUGUCUCUCUGGUAAGUCGGUUGGGGGCAAACUGUCGCGGCACAACAAGACAAAAGGUCAUUUUCCGGUUGUUUUUUCCUUCUGCUUCAAAACGAGUCCUUGGAAAAAAACUUUUAAAAUUAAAACGAGUUUCAAAUGGUCUGGAUAAUAGCUGGCAAGUAACAAUUUUUGAGUUAUUUUUUUGUAAAAAAAAAAUACCUCUAAGUCGGCGCGUCGGGUA
Orbicella faveolata is the source of this 2544-nucleotide messenger RNA. RefSeq lists its product as uncharacterized. The record is from RefSeq and is a predicted model, not a curated record. Lineage: Eukaryota; Metazoa; Cnidaria; Anthozoa; Scleractinia; Merulinidae.